Molecule: messenger RNA, 935 nt
Organism: Motacilla alba alba
Lineage: Eukaryota; Metazoa; Chordata; Aves; Passeriformes; Motacillidae
Gene: CCDC25
Product: coiled-coil domain containing 25
Exons: 9
Coding region: 186-809 (207 amino acids)
Source: RefSeq, a predicted model, not a curated record
GACGUCAUCACGCAGGGCCCCUUGCCGGCCGGGCCUUCCCUGCGGAGGAGGCGGCGGAGCCCCGGGACGGGCCCGGGAAAAAGCGGGAAAAAAACGGGAAAAAAGCGGGAAAAACGGGAUAAAAUCGGGAUAACCGGGAGCGCCGGGAGCCGCGGGAACAGCGCAGCGCCCGCGCCGCCGCAGCCAUGGUGUUCUACUUCACCUCCAACGCGGCGGCGGCGGUGUACACCAUCUACAUGGGCAAGGACAAGUACGAGAACGAGGACCUGAUCAAGUACGGCUGGCCCGAGGACGUCUGGUUCCACGUGGACAAGCUCUCCUCGGCUCACGUCUACCUGAGGCUGCACCAGGGCCAGACCAUGGACGACAUCCCCAAGGAGGUGCUGAGCGACUGCGCCCACCUGGUCAAGGCCAACAGCAUCCAAGGGUGUAAACUGGCCUCGGUGUCGGUGGUGUACACGCCCUGGAGCAACCUGCGCAAGACGCCCGACAUGGACGUGGGGCAGAUCGGCUUCCACCGCAGCAAGGACGUGCGCUCGGUGACGGUGGAGCGUCGCGCGGCGGAGCAGCUGCGGCGGCUGGAGCGGACGCGCGUGGAGCGCUUCCCGGACCUGGCGGCGGAGCGGGAAUGCCGGGACCGCGAGGAGCGCGGGCGGCGCCGGCUGGAGCUGCAGGAGCAGCGCCGGCAGCAGCGCGAGGAGCAGCGCCGGAAGCGGGAGAUGGACGAGCUCCGGAGCUACUCGUCCCUGAUGAAGGCGGAGAACAUGUCCUCCAACCAGGACGGGAACGACUCGGACGAUUUCAUGUGAGGAUCCCGCUCGGGAAUUCCCAGGAAAAGGAACUCGGGGAGCCCGGGAACGCUCCCGGCCCCUCUGCCGGACUUUGGGGGGAAUUCCCGGGAAUGUCGGAGCCAACAAAGCCUGGCAUCGUCCGGG